AUAAAUAGCUCAAGCUUCCCACACACAGUGGGCGGAUCAACAACUCAUACAAGCCUUUUCCUCAACAGUACAUCUCUUUCUAAGCUUCCGUCCAUCGCGUCCAAACGUACAGUAUGUGACCACAGCGAUAAUCUAAGGUUUUGAAGAAUCUUACAUGCUCUAUAUCUGCAGUUUCCAAGGGUGUUGCCGUUCCCAGGACCUAUCAUUUACAAAAGCUUUUAUUCAGUGACCUAUAUCCAUACAGUGUCUCCCAUUGGAGUCAUUUCUGGAAAUCUAGUAGCGUGUGAAAUGAUAUAUGACAGCUUACUAUAAGCUGGACCUGUAAGAAAGCAUUAUAGGACGAAGGUCAAGGUCACAGAAAACAACAUGAAUGUUGACAAUCUCAGCACAUACAGCGUCCCUGUUGAAGCUCUGGUACCGAGAGCUGGAGGAGCCGGUGAUUCCUCACGAGUUUUAUGAGCAGUGUGUGAUGAACUACGACAGUCCUGCGGCCGCGGUCAGCGUCGUCCUCAACCUCCCUCACAUCAACAAACUGGUGCUCUGCUACCUCAUCCGAUUCCUACAGGAGGCUAUUGGUGAGAAACAAGUGAGACUACUGAGAGACAGACAUGAUGGAGGGAGAGAUAACCCGGAGUGAAUCUCAUGAAGAAAUGUCUGGGUCAUAUUUCACCACAAAAUACAAAAUAUGAGAAAUUAUGCACAAUAUAUAUACAGUCAAACCAAACUUUAUUCAGACACCUUCAACAU
Messenger RNA from Pimephales promelas (fathead minnow), 747 nucleotides. The record is from RefSeq and is a predicted model, not a curated record. NCBI's taxonomy places the organism in Eukaryota, Metazoa, Chordata, Actinopteri, Cypriniformes, Leuciscidae.